Brienomyrus brachyistius is the source of this 4552-nucleotide messenger RNA. Its product is annotated as frizzled-3-like. Gene Ontology annotation, biological process: canonical Wnt signaling pathway; non-canonical Wnt signaling pathway. The coding region runs from base 736 to 3024 and encodes 762 amino acids. Gene Ontology annotation, molecular function: Wnt receptor activity; Wnt-protein binding. The transcript has 9 exons. Lineage: Eukaryota; Metazoa; Chordata; Actinopteri; Osteoglossiformes; Mormyridae. Gene Ontology annotation, cellular component: plasma membrane. The record is from RefSeq and is a predicted model, not a curated record.
AAAGUGACAAUCAACAAUGCCUCGAAUCUCACGUUAUUCUUCUUUUCAUGCGGUGUGUGGCAGCGGGUCUGGAGCGCUGGGUCUGUGACAGGAAGUUCGACGGCUCAAAUAAUCCAAUUGCGUUUCUCCGCCGUUGGGCCCUAGAGGAGGAACCUUAACUUCAAUUGCUCUAGGUACUGUCUAGUCCUGCUUUCUUAACUUUACUCGCUUUGGAUGAAAACGACUGAUAAAUAAAUGACGCGCAUACGCGGAUUCGAUUCCGCGUCGCCGAGCGAAAGCGCGCCCCCGUGAAGAGUGCGAACCUGCUGCACGGCGCCCAGGCGGCUCAUUGUCACACAGCAGAAAGGCAGCUUUACGGCUUCGCCCGUCAAGAACCAUCGCGAUCGCGGUGCGGGAUUUUUAAACCACUCCUCCAGCACGUUUGGAGACUCCGAGGGCUCUGGAGCCUGGCGGAGCGUGGGCCGUCCGCAGGGGAAGGCGCCCUUACAGCGCGGCCGCGGCCGGGCUGCGGAGGGCGAAUGGUGUCGGGCGACGGCUGUCCCUCGAGGAGCUGCUUCUGCACAUGGAGGAAGCCCAGACCUUUCCGAUGAAAGGCUUGGAUUGCGCCGGUGUGGCUGAUCUCCGUAAGGGGUGUGGUAACCUUGCACCCUCCUGACGCCCCUCCUUCUCUCGUCAGCCCCUGCCCGCCGGUUCUGAGCGCAGGAACAGACCGGCCCGUCCCUCUAAGUUGGCACCAUGGAGCUGCUGUGGGUGAUGCUCCCCCUGUUCGGCGCCGCAGUGGCUAUUCACAUGGACGUAGUGGAGAGCCAUAGCGCGUUCAGCUGCGAGCCCAUCACCCUGCGCAUGUGCCAGAAUCUGUCCUACAACACCACCUUCAUGCCCAACCUGCUGAACCACUACGACCAGCAGACCGCCGCCCUGGCUAUGGAGGGGCUCCUCAGGACUGGGCCCUUUCUGUGGAACAAAGAGCGAGGCAUUCAGAGCUCACUGAGGAUGUGGGAUUCUGGCUCUAGCAGUAAGAAUCUGCGGCGUAGAAUGGAGGAUGUGAGCCGGCCAGCCGCAGAAUGGAGGUCCCCCCCCGAUGUAACCAUGACAGCCGCCUGUGGCAUUUCUGUGGACGCGUGCAGAGCCCAGCGCCUGCCAAUAAGACCAGCCGCUGUGAGGUUAUCUGCAUGCAGACGCUGGCCGGUGGCACCCGAUGAAUGGCCUUUCCACCCCAUGGUGAAUCUGGAGUGCUCCCCGGCCAUGCGGCCCUUCCUCUGCGCCCUCUUCGGCCCGGUGUGCACGGAGUACGGCCGUCUGUCCCUGCCCUGCCGCCACCUCUGCCACCACGCCAAGCGCGACUGCUCCAAGCUCAUGGACGUGUUCGGGGUCUCCUGGCUCGAGGAGAUGGAGUGCAGCAGGUUCCCUGACUGCGAGGAACCGUACCCACGUGCCGUUGACCUGCAGUCCAAGGCUACCAGCACCGAAGACUCCCUACUGUCUGUUCAACGUGACUAUGGCUUCUGGUGCCCAAGGGAGCUGAAGAUGGAGCCCGAGCUGGGCUACUCGUUCCUGGGGGUGCGUGACUGCUCGCCGCCCUGCCCCAACAUGUACUUCCGUCAAGAUGAACUCCGCUUCGCCCGCUACUUCAUUGGCGUCGUCUCCAUCGUCUGCCUGUCUGCCACCCUCUUCACCUUCCUCACCUUCCUCAUUGACAUCACCCGCUUCCGCUACCCAGAGCGGCCCAUCAUCUUCUACGCUGUGUGCUACAUGAUGGUAUCGCUGGUGUUCUUCCUGGGCUUCCUGUUGGAGGACCGUGUGGCCUGCAAUGCCGCCAGCCCUGGCCAAUACCGCGCCUCCACCGUCACCCAGGGCUCGCACAACAAGGCCUGCACGCUGCUCUUCAUGGUGCUCUACUUCUUCACCAUGGCCGGCAGUGUCUGGUGGGUCAUCCUCACCAUCACCUGGUUCUUGGCCGCCGUGCCCAAGUGGGGCAGCGAGGCCAUCGAGAAGAAGGCCCUCCUCUUCCACGCCUGCGGCUGGGGCAUCCCGGGCACACUCACCGUGACCCUGACCGCCAUGAGCAAGAUCGAGGGCGACAACGUGAGCGGCGUGUGCUUCGUGGGCCUCUACGACGUGGCGGCCCUGCGCUGGUUCGUGUUGGCGCCCCUUUGCAUUGACGUGCUGCUGGGCGUGGUGCUGCUCCUGGCCGGCAUUGCGGCGCUCAACCGCGUGCGUAUGGAGAUCCCGCUGGAGAAGGAGAACCAGGACAAGCUGGUCAAGUUCAUGAUCCGCAUUGGCGUCUUCUCCGUGCUCUACCUGGCACCCCUGCUGGUGGUCAUCGGUUGUUACUUCUAUGAGCAAAGCUACCGGGACAUGUGGGAGACCAGCUGGGUGAUGGAGCGCUGCCGCGAGUACCACAUCCCCUGCCCCUACCGGGUGGAGGAGACCAGCCGGCCCGACCUGGUGCUCUUCCUCAUGAAGUACCUCAUGACGCUGGUGGUGGGAAUCCCCUCUGUCUUCUGGGUGGGCAGCAAGAAGACCUGCUUGGAGUGGGCUGGCUUCUUCCGAGGCCGCCGCCGCAAGGAUGCUGUGAACGAAAGUCGGCAGGUUCUCCAGGAGCCCGAUUUUGCGCAGUCCCUACUGCGGGACCCCAACACACCCAUCGUAAGGAAGUCCCGUGGCACCUCCACGCAGGGCACCUCCACCCACGCCUCCUCCACUCACCUGGCCAUGCUGGAUGACCUGCCCAGCAGAGCCGGCAGCGUGCACAGCAAGAUGAGCAGUUACCACGGCAGCCUGCGGCGAUCACGUGAUGGCAGGUACACCCCAUGCAGUUACCGCGGCAUGGAAGAUCGUUUGCCCUAUGGCAGCUUCCCUCACCUGCCCGCCCUCGACCAAUCGCGACACGGCAGCAUGCAGCGCCUCGACAGCCAAUCGCGGCACAGCAGUGUGCGGGAUCUGAGCAACUCCCAGGCCACUCACAUUACCCACGGCACCACCAUGAACCGCGUGGUGGAGGAGGACGGCGCCAGUGCGUGACCUCAGGGUGUACAGGCCUGACAGGGAGUUCCUGUUCCUCCUCAGGGAGGAAGGCGAGAUAACCUUGACCAUUCAGGGAUCCUCUAUGCUGGAACAGUGACUUGGGCCAAUGGACUAAUAGUGAAACAGGCGCCCCAGUCAGCCAGUCAGGGGGCUUGAUGUCAUACAAAGGCAGGUAAUAUGGGAAACAGGAGGGACUCCCAGUAAACAUGGUUCUGGUCUCCUGCCAUUCUGGGACUUAAAUGAGACGUGAAAAAGAAGCCAUUUCCACUCGUUUGCUAUGGUGCACUAUCCUCAGAUCAGAAUGUCAGUUCUGCACAUCAAAAGGGGCUCUAGCCUGCAAACUUCAGCAGGGACACGUGCCUGCAUCCAUUGCAGAAGAAGUACACCCUUAUUGUUUUGCAUUUCUGUCCCAAAAGGUACUUCAGUUUCCAGGCAGCCAUUGAGAAGUCCUCUACACACCCACUUGUCUGGUUGUAACUUGAUCGAACGCUGUACGGGGCCGAGACUGAGGAAGGCCACACCCUUUGUGCCUGUGAGCGGAGGUGUAACAGGAAGCAGGACGCGAGAGCAGGGAAUUGUCAGCACUUGUAGAUCAUAAGCCCCAGGUUGACCGUCCUUACACUGUAUCAUCGGGCCUCCAGUGAUGUUUUGGUGGCCCAGAGGCCUUCCUCACGUGCUGAGAGGUCACUGCUGCUCUCACUGACAGAGGAGGACCUGAUCCCUGACACAUCUCUGAAAUGAUGGUUUGCCUUGCUUCUAUCUAACAUUCAUGCAAUAUCACAUUUCCAUCGAUUUCUCCAAAAUGGAUUCCCCCACCAAAAUCACAGACAUCAACACUUCCUUGGUUUUAAGCAUCUUUCAACCUUCCCUGAAUGUUUAUAAUAGCUGGAAUGUCUUAAGGUGUGUUUUCUUAUCCAGCUCCAGGCUGAUAGAUACAUCACUUUUAAUAUAGUCAGCGCCAUGAACAAUGAGCACAGUUUGUCCCUCGUGAAUUUGUCCAUCCAUAGCCUGUUCAGAGGUUUUACCCAGGGUCGUCCUCAACUGCUUACGCUGUUCAGGCAACGGAAUGUAAAAAAUACACAAGUACCUCUUUCUCCCCUCUUUCUGGUCUUCAGACCGAUUCCUUCAUUUUUCUCCCUUGUCUAGUGUAGGUUUAUCUUUAAGAUAAGACGCUGCUGAGAUUUGACUACUGAUUCUUCCAUUUCCUUUGACCGUGGAGCCCACCGAUAAAAGGGAAGAAGAGCGAGUAAACGUCUCUGAGCCCAUCAGCGCGUGUUAGUGGUUUAAAUGUUACACACCUAAGGUAGCUUUUACACUAUGGAAGGCAGAUGUAGGUUUGUGUUGUGCCCAGUAGGGGGCAUCAGGCUGCAGAAAUGAUCAGGGAGGGGCGGUUUGACGGACACUUUCCCUACUUUAGUGAACAGAAACAGGUUAAUUUCACUUUGAUUACUUGUAAAAUGUGUAAAAGAAAAAAAAAAAAAGUUUUAGUAUUUUGUAAAGAAUAAAAAAAGUUUUCGUACAGAGA